This is a messenger RNA of Labrus mixtus (cuckoo wrasse), 1628 nucleotides long. RefSeq names its product v-fos FBJ murine osteosarcoma viral oncogene homolog Ab (gene fosab). The record is from RefSeq and is a predicted model, not a curated record. Gene Ontology annotation, cellular component: nucleus. Gene Ontology annotation, molecular function: RNA polymerase II cis-regulatory region sequence-specific DNA binding; DNA-binding transcription factor activity, RNA polymerase II-specific. NCBI's taxonomy places the organism in Eukaryota, Metazoa, Chordata, Actinopteri, Labriformes, Labridae. The transcript is spliced from 4 exons. Gene Ontology annotation, biological process: regulation of transcription by RNA polymerase II. Bases 1 to 1143 code for a protein of 380 amino acids.
AUGAUGUUUACCGCUUUCAACACGGAGUGCGAUUCCUCCUCCCGCUGCAGCACUGCAUCUCCCUCCGGGGACAACCUAGCGUACUUUAACUCACCAUCCGGAUCUUACUCCAGCAUGGGAUCCCCCCAGUCUCAGGAUUACACUGACCUGACAGCAUCAAGUGCCUCCUUCAUCCCCACUGUCACAGCCAUUUCAACAAGCCCAGACUUGCAGUGGAUGGUGCAGCCUUUGAUCUCCUCAGUGGCCCCCUCUCACAGAGCUCCCCCCUACACCUCCAGCCCCAGCUCUGCCUAUUCCAGACCAGCCAUGAGGUCUGCAGCCUCCAAGGCUCACAACUCUCUGAAAAGGGGCAGAAUGGAACAGAUAACACCCGAGGAGGAGGAGAAGAAGAAAAUUCGUCGGGAAAGAAAUAAGCAGGCCGCAGCAAAAUGCCGCAACAGGAGGCGAGAGCUCACAGACACUCUGCAAUCUGAGACUGAUCAGCUAGAGGAUGAGAAGUCUAGUCUGCAGAACGAUAUUGCCAAUCUCCUGAAGGAGAAGGAGAGGCUUGAGUUCAUUCUGGCUGCUCACCAACCCAUCUGUAAAAUCCCCUCAGAGCUGGACACAGAGUUCUCCAUCACCACUAUUUCUCCUGUCUACUCCUGCCACUCCACCAAGGUGUCCCCCCAGCCUCAGACCACCCUAGCUGCACCCAUCAUCACUUCCAGCCAGCCAACCUUCACCUCAACCUCCCACUCCAUCUUCUCCAGCAGCAGCUCCAUCCUCUCCACUGCUACCAUUUCCGGCAGCUCGGUAAAAAUGACGGACCUGGACUCCUCGGUCCUGGAGGAGUCUCUGGAUCUGCUGGCAAAGACAGAGUUGGAGACGGCUCGCUCGGUUCCAGAAGUCGACCUGUCCAAUUCCCUCUACACAGCUCAGGACUGGGAGCCCCUUCACGCAUCAGCAAAUACCAAUGACUUUGAGCCCUUGUGCACGCCAGUGGUGACCUGCACACCUGCCGGCACCACCUUCACAUCUUCCUUUGUGUUUACCUUCCCAGAGGCAGAGACCUUCCCUACCUGUGGCAUCGCCCACAGGAGAGGAAGUAACAGUAACGACCAGUCUUCUGACUCCCUCAGCUCACCAACCUUGCUGGCCCUUUAAAGACUCUUCCAGAACCAAUAAAUGUUCCAAUUAAGCACACAUUCAUGAUGUGCAGACCACAGGGCUAUGGGAAAGACUGAAACCAAUUAUUUAUGAUUUAAUCUGUAUCUAUACUUGCCUAUUACACAAAUGUAGCAAGUUAAAAGCAUGUUUCAAGUAAUACCACGUAGUUGUUUUAUAAGUUAAUAUUUUCUGGUGCUGAAUAACAAAAAAAAGUUUUAUUGUUGAUGUGUUUACAGAGCAAUAGUUAUUAUUGAUCCAGUUUGUUUUUCUGGUUGAUGGAAUGUGAGAGUAAUUGUGAACUUUUUGUGAAACUAAAAACUGACGUGCUUUGUCUUAACCAUUGUCUGAGUGGUCUAGUAUGAAGUUUUCUGUGAAAACACAAGUGGAUUUAAUUUAUGAAAUUUUAUUUUUUUACAAAGAGAGUAACUAUAUGAUUGCUGUCUAUAUGAUAUGUAAAUAAAAAAUAGUGAUAUUUCAAUUCA